AUGGCCCGCUCGCGCGGCGGAUGCCUGAAUUGUAAAGCCCGGAAGCGAAAAUGCGACCAAGGCCGUCCAGAGUGCCAGGCUUGCUCCCAAAGAGGCAUGAGAUGCCAGGGCUACUCUACGCCGUUGAGAUGGGUCAACGGUGUUGCUUCUAGAGGCCGUUUUGCCGGUGCCUCCAUCCCCGACGCGUCAUUCGUUCCGCCUUCCACGCUACCUUAUCCUCAGCAGCAGCAGCAGCAGCAGCAGCAGCUACAGCUACCCCAGUAUCCUCCCAGUACUGCUGAUAGCAAUCCAGACAUGUCGAUGGACUCGGAGAAUUCCCUCUCGACCGUGUCAAAUCACAACCCCUCCAGCACGGAGUCGUCGGCGGCAUUUUCGCCCAGAAGCGCGACUGGCGUGCCAGAUCCAUCGGAUCGGAUAUUCAAGAGAUUUAUGCAAAAUGGGCUCAAUCUCUUGUACACAACGGAAGCUAGUUCCUGGAUCAAGCCCUUCUUUGAGGAGAUGGCCCUCCAAAGUCCGGCCCUCGUCAUGAUCGCUGGCGCCAUACAGGGCUACAUGGAUGAUGGCAUGUCGGUAAAGUCGAUGGAGUACGUCGACUUGGCUCUGCAGACGUUUCGUCAAGAGCUUACCACCCGUUACGAAAAGUUCCACGUCGCGACCGUGUGUGCUGGGUUGCUCGUCUGCUCGUUAUGUUUACUUCAGGCAAAAGAAUGGACCAUGUACCUCGAACUCAUGGUCAACGUCUACGACUUGCGAAACAAGUUGAAAACCCCAGGUCAAAUCCCCAUUGACAAUCUCUAUCAUCAGCACAUCCUUGAAGUCUUGGGUGUCAUGGACAUGCCCUCCAUGGUCAUCGGCAGAGCCGGUCCACCCAUUGGUGUCUGGAAGCUCCUCCGCCGUCUCCAAGAUGAUACACAAGACGGUCGGGCCGAUGGCAUCGAAGUCGUGUCAGGUGUCCCACGAUCAUUACUAGACAUCUUCGCAGGACUCGUCGAUAACGAACCAGAGUACACCGAAAGUCGCUUCUGGUCAUGGCCCGGUGACAUUGGUGAAUCUCUACAAGUCCACUACUGGGAUUCCUGGAAGUUAGCAGGUGUCCUCGAAGUCCGUCGUCGUCAGAGAAUGAGUCGAAAAGCAAGAGGCAUCCCCGAACGGGCCGAUGACGCACCCAAGAACUACCCCAGCACAGAAAUUGUAAUGUGUCGUCUUAUUGCAUCAAUAGAUGCUCUCCUGAAAGCCUAUGAAGAACCCCGUAACCAGCACUUGCUUGUGCAUAACGGUUUGACGUAUCCUGUCCUCAAUGCUGGUCUGGAGGUUCCGCUGCUGAAGUUACACCCUACGUGGAAAAGGACGAUGGAUGAUGCCAAAGAAUCCUUCGCGACUGAUACGGUUGACCUGCUCAAGGUUAUGUUUGAGUUGAUCGACGCGGCGUGGGAAGACGGGACGUCGACGUUUGACAUUGAGAAGGUGGCGCGAGAAAGGAAUAUUGAACUUGCGAUUUUUUAA
Molecule: messenger RNA, 1503 nt
Organism: Fusarium pseudograminearum CS3096
Lineage: Eukaryota; Fungi; Ascomycota; Sordariomycetes; Hypocreales; Nectriaceae
Exons: 3
Coding region: 1-1503 (500 amino acids)
Biological process (GO): positive regulation of transcription by RNA polymerase II
Cellular component (GO): nucleus
Molecular function (GO): transcription cis-regulatory region binding; zinc ion binding; DNA-binding transcription factor activity, RNA polymerase II-specific
Source: RefSeq, a predicted model, not a curated record